AUGUCUGGCAUUACUAUCGAGAAAGUCAAUGAAACAACUACUAUUUUUAAAAUUACUAAUGGUUCGCUAAACGUAACUGUUAAACAGGGCAACUUGGAAGCAGAACUAUGCGACGCUAUUGUGAAUCCAACAAAUGAAAAGAUGGAUCCAGAUGGAGGAUUAGAUAGCUUAAUACAUGAUGUUAUGGGUAAAUUUUUCGCUGAUCAAGUAGCAGCAGUCAGCGAGGAGAUGGAGGGGAACGCAUGCCCUGUUGGACAAUCGCGUAUAUUUGUUGCAAGAACACGUACUAAUCCGAAAGUAGCUCGUUUUGUCAUAAACACUGUUGGUCCAGCUUAUACACCAGAAAAUGCAGAACAAGCCGCUUUUUAUUUACAAUCAUGUUAUUCGACAUCGUUCGCAUUAGCUAAUGCGUAUGCAUUAACAUCAAUUGCCUAUCCGGCAAUAUCAUGUGGUGCGUUUCAUUAUCCUCCAGCCGAAGCAGCGCAAGUUGGUAUUGAAUCAAUCAGACAGUAUGCAUUUAAUGUUAAGGAUGUUCGCUUCAUUUUAUAUGAACCUAAAAAUUAUCAGAUAUUCGUUAAAGAAUGGACUGAAUAUGCACAAAAAGUUAAUGAAACAUCUGCUGUUUCAGCAAAUGCAAGAGGUCGACUCCGAAUGACACCAAAACCAUCCUCAGAAUCACUCAAUUCAGUCCGUUGCUCUCUAUGUAAUGAAAAAAAAGCACUAGCUACUGGAAAAAUACUAUGUGUUGAUUGUUCACAAUUAGCACGUUCAACUUUAUUUGAUAACUUCUUACAACGACUACGUACUGCUUCAGAAGUUUCAUUUCAAGAAAUUCAGAAAGUAUGUAGAGUACUACAGCCAAUAUUCAACUACUAUCCGAUUGCAUAUACGCCCGCAAGAAAAUAUGAUCAUAGUAUUCAUAAACGUGAUGCUGUUGCUGAACACUAUGUACAGAGCUAUUGCGAUCAUCAAUUUCGUACAACAAUGCCGAUGGCAGUUGUUGGUGAUGGAAAUUGCUUUUAUAAUACAUUUGUUAAAUUAGGUGGAGCCGGCACAACAAUCGAAACGUCGGCGAUGACACCUGUUGAACUUCGUGCUCGCAAUGUAGUUGAACUUGCCCUUCGUAUGAAUGAAUACAAAAGUAAUUAUCAAUCAUUGGCAUCGAUUUUUGAUGAUUGUGAAAAGUAUGUUCAAUAUGAAAUGGUUCUCGAUACAAAUUAUGCAGCUAUUUGGGAUCUCUUAAGUAUACCGACUGUACUUAAUAUUAAUGUUAUAAGUGUUUAUCCGAGAGUCAAUGGACCUGAUGAUACAUAUUACCAACUGCUAAAUAAUAAAAAAUUUAAACCAUUAAUAAGUUCUGGAACGAUAGGCGAAGACAGAGAAGUCAAACUUCUAUUUUCACAUUGUAACAAACCGAUUAAUUUUGGAGUAAAAAAAGAAAAUUGGACACCGAAUCAUUUUGUACCAUUACUCAGUUUACGAUGA
Rotaria socialis is the source of this 1485-nucleotide messenger RNA. NCBI's taxonomy places the organism in Eukaryota, Metazoa, Rotifera, Eurotatoria, Philodinida, Philodinidae. The record is from the annotation of a GenBank genome assembly.